This is a messenger RNA of Symbiodinium natans, 4212 nucleotides long. Lineage: Eukaryota; Dinophyceae; Suessiales; Symbiodiniaceae. The record is from the annotation of a GenBank genome assembly.
AUGUGCAUUGGCAGUUGGUUCCUUGUAGAUGCCCCUCACGCUUUAGGCCAUAGCCCAGAAUGGAAACUCUGGCAGGUCACCUUGGAGAUGUCAGGGUGCAGUUUCGAGAUCGAUACUUGCGUCUGGCUCAACACAGGCAAUGCCAGCUGGCAGCGUGCCAGUGGCCAGUCCGUCGAUGCAUGGUUGGAGGCUGAAGGCAACGCCUCCGACGGCCAGCUUUUCAUCAUCGAGACCCCUAUGUUGAAUGCCACCACCGCAGAGAAGGCUGUGGUCUUUUCUUACAUGAUGACUGGAUCGAGCUCAGUGUCCUUGGAGGUGGAGCACAAGACAGAGUUCGCUGGCUGGUCGACCUUGUUUUCGGAGAGCGGAGACACUGGCGAGGCUUGGAAGGGUGCCGCCAUCCGAGUGCCCGAAGGCACUGUUGGCCUUCGGCUUCUGGCCAGUGCUGGCGUUGGCGCCGUGGUCAAAGUGGAUUCGAUUUUGGCUGUGGAAAGAGCCGAUUGGGAAAGCAUUGGUUGCACCUUCGAGGUUGACUUCUGUGGGUGGUCCCGUAGUUUUGAGAACCAGUGGCGCGCCCAGCGGGGCCCAACCGCAACAAGUUUCACUGGGCCUCCAGAAGGGGCUUUCGAGGGGGACUGGUACAUUUACACGGAAGCUGAUAGCACUUACAACAAGGCAGGGCUUUGCCGGGCGUUGUUCCACUUGACUUCACCAGUUUUUGCCCUGCAGGCCUUUUCCCUGACAUCUCCGAUGUGUGAGCGCAGCAACGUGACGAGGCAUCUUCGCUUUGUUUACAACAUGUUUGGCGGAGGCAUGGGAAGCUUGCGGUUAGAGUCUUUGGGAAGCAGCCGCUGGACAACGCUUUGGCUGCGAGCAGGUAAUCGAGUUCCGCGCUGGGAGCCCGACUACGUUGUCAUUCCGCAGGAUGCAGAGAUGCUGCGGUUCGUGGGCGUCACGGGCACUGGGAGGGAAAGCGACAUCGCUCUGGACGCCAUCGGUGUUGCUGUCGGCGUACCCGUUCUGGACCUCGAAAACAUCGCCUGUGGUUUUGCAUUGGACACGUGCAGAUGGCUCAACACAGGCAAUGCCAGCUGGCAGCGUGCCAGUGGCCAGUCCGUCGAUGCAUGGUUGGAGGCUGAAGGCAACGCCUCCGACGGCCAGCUUUUCAUCAUCGAGACCCCUAUGUUGAAUGCCACCACCGCAGAGAAGGCUGUGGUCUUUUCUUACAUGAUGACUGGAUCGAGCUCAGUGUCCUUGGAGGUGGAGCACAAGACAGAGUUCGCUGGCUGGUCGACCUUGUUUUCGGAGAGCGGAGACACUGGCGAGGCUUGGAAGGGUGCCGCCAUCCGAGUGCCCGAAGGCACUGUUGGCCUUCGGCUUCUGGCCAGUGCUGGCGUUGGGGCUGUGGUCAAAGUGGAUUCGAUUUUGGCUGUGGAAAGAGCCGAUUGGGACAGCAUUGGUUGCACCUUCGAGGUUGACUUCUGUGGGUGGUCUCGUGGUUUUGAGAACCAGUGGCGCGCCCAGCGGGGCCCAACCGCAUCAAGUUCAACUGGGCCACCAGAAGGGGCUUUCGAGGGGAACCGGUACAUUUACACGGAAGCUACUCGCGCUUUGAACAAGGACUUUAUGAUGACAUCUCCGAUGCUUGAGCGCAGCAAUACGACGAGGCAUCUUCGCUUUGUUUACAGCAUGUUCGGCGAACACAUGGGAAGCUUGCGGUUAGAGUCUUUGGGAAGCAGCCGCUGGACAACGCUUUGGCUGCGAGCAGGUGAUCGAGCUGAGCGCUGGGAACUCGAGUACGUUGUCAUUCCGCAGGAUGCAGAGAUGCUGCGGUUCGUGGGUGUCACGGGCAGUGGAUUCAGAAGCGACAUGGCUCUGGACGGUCUCGAUGUUGGUUUCGGCCUACCUGUUCUGGGCAUAGAACACCUCGCCUGCGAUUUUGCAUUGGACACGUGCAGAUGGCUCAACACUGGCAAUGCCAGCUGGCAGGGUGCCAGUGGCCAGUCCGCCGAUGGGUGGUUGGAGGCUGAAGGCAACGCCUCCGACGGCCAAGUUUUCAUCAUCGAGACCCCUAUGUUGACUGUCACCGCAGAGAAGGGAGUGGUCGUUUCCUACAUGAUGACUGGAUCGAGCUCAGUGUCCUUGGAGGUGGAGCACAAGACAGAGUUCGCUGGCUGGUCGACCUUGUUUUCGGAGAGCGGAGACACUGGCGAGGCUUGGAAGGUUGCCGCCAUCCGAGUGCCCGAAGGCACUGUUGGCCUUCGGCUCCUGGCCAGCCUUUCUACAUGGGAAAAGGCGAAAGUUGGUGCGAUCUCCGUUGCAAAUGUUGUGUCCAGCUUCGCAAAUCUGACCUGCAGCUUCGAAGUCGAUCCUUGCGGGUGGCUCUCAAGAACUGGUAUGUGGCUGCAGUUCGGUGGGCCGCAUUUUUUUUUGCAGGGCCCCGACGCAGGCUUCCGCAGCGACUCUUACAUGGCUACCGGCCAAGCUGACGGCGAUCCGACUCUGCAGGUAGGAAUGAGUGGCGAUGUGGCUCCACAGGCCGUCCUUGAGAGUCCCAUGUUCCCUGCGGCCGCCAGCGAGUUCUACUUGGGGUUUGCUUAUCGCAUGUCGGGUAGUGCGAUAAUUCGCAUGGAGUUGCAGUGCCUCCAUCGAGGCCAUUGGUCACAGAUCUGGUCAAUGAGUGGUUCUCAAGGCACCGCCUGGCUGCAAGCAAAGGUCACCCUGCCUGCGGGCACGGAGAUGCUGCGGUUCGUGAGCGCCUCGCAAGAAUGGGAACCUGGAGUGCAUGCCUUGGACUCGGUGGUCGUUUGGGUGCCCGCAGGUCCAAUGCCUCCGGUUCCCUUCUCACUGCAUCGAGGAUGGGAUCAGAACUGUGCCGUCGUCUUCACGCGUGGCGUGAAGUCUCUGAAGUGCUGGGGAAAUGGCAAUAAUGGCAAAAAUGGCUACGGCAACACCGACAGGAUCGGCGACGGCCCUGGGGAGAUGGGCGCCAACCUUCCCUUCGUGGAUCUGGGUGGCAAGCAGCCAGUGAGUGUGGGUUGUGGCGGCCCUUUCUGUUGUGCUGUUCUCGAUGGCGGAGCCGGCCGAGCAGUGAGCUGCUGGGGAGGCAACUACAGGGGCCUGCUGGGGGACGGCUCAGGACAGAACAUUGGUGACGAGCCCAUGGAGAUGGGAAUGCAUCUGCCCACGGUGGAUUUGGGGACGGGAGCCUUUGCGCUCGAGGUCUUCGCCAGUCUUUUUCAGGUCUGCGUGCUGCUGCGCGGUGGCGCUGUGAAGUGCUGGGGACGCGGAUACGCCCUGGGCUUGGGCGAUACGAUGGAUCGCGGUGCUGACUCAAACCACAUGGGCGAUCGGCUCCCCUUCGUCGACCUCGGCACCGACUUCCGCGCUGUGCAAGUCGUUUCAGGGCACCGGCACACUUGCGCAUUGUCAAGCCAAGGCAAGGUCAAGUGCUGGGGAAUGGGCCCCGCCGUCGGCCUGAACUUCUCAAGCAGGUUUAGUGCCGGUGUGGGGAACUCGCCCAACGAAAUGGGCGACCAGUUGCCCUUUUUGGAGUUGGGCCUCGAAGUUCUGCAGAUCUCUGCAGGCAGUUACCACACCUGCGCAGUGCUGGCGGAUGAGUCCUUGAAGUGCUGGGGGGAGAACGGGUGGGGCCAGCUGGGCCACGGUAGCACCGACUCUGUACAGCCUUUGGUGGACCCAAACCUCCCGAAGACUCUGCUGGGCAGCGGCGUGUCCGUCAUGAAGGUGGCAGCUGGUGGAUGGCACACCUGUGCCAUCCUGCAAGAUGAGACUCUGAAGCUCGGAGUGGGAACUGGUGUGGAACUCCUGGGCAAUCAGCCGGAACACAUGGGCGAUGCCUUGCACCCCGUCGAGCUGAACAAUCUCAGAGUACGCGAGGUCAUGGGGGGCGCCCAAGUGACCUGCGUGCGGCUGGAAGAUGACAGCGCACGCUGUUGGGGCCACAACAGCAACGGACAGCUUGGCCUUGGGCACACCGAGAACGUCGGUGGUGAUCCGCGCGACAUGGGAUCAGCCCUCAUGCCCACCGAGAUCUUUGAAACAGAAAAGCUAGGUGCUGGCCUUGAGGGUAUGGGUAUAGGCAGUAUGGGCGAAGGCUCAAGCGAGGGCUGGUUGCUGCUGCAGCACAAUGGCUCUUUUGGGCUGGUCUGCGACGACGGCUUCACGGAUGCCACAGCGCAGGUGGCCUGA